Molecule: messenger RNA, 1704 nt
Organism: Ascochyta rabiei
Lineage: Eukaryota; Fungi; Ascomycota; Dothideomycetes; Pleosporales; Didymellaceae
Exons: 1
Coding region: 1-1704 (567 amino acids)
Biological process (GO): plasma membrane phospholipid scrambling
Cellular component (GO): plasma membrane
Molecular function (GO): phospholipid scramblase activity
Source: RefSeq, a predicted model, not a curated record
AUGCUCCCGGCAGCACGAGGGUCGCUGCGGCUCCCGCGCCAGCACUUGCGCGCGCUUGCAACGCGCGGCACACCUCCACCACCUGGGCCCCGUGGCCGCAUAGCUAGACAACGCCCGCCUCAGAGGAGGGCGCCUGCGCAACCCUCAGCACAGCGCGGCAGUGAACAGCCAGCAUCGAAUGCCGGCCCACCGCAAGAUGCAGCAAACACGGGCGCAAACGAGCCCUCAAGAGUCGAAGCAGUGUCCAACGCCCUCGCAACCACGCCCGACUCGGAGAAUCCACUCGUCACGCCCGUCUACAUGCCCGAGGACCCCCGCGCAGUCCUCAAGCAGACACACCCCGCCAUGCGCCUCCUCGACAACUCGGCCAUUGUCAUCCAGCGCCAGCUCGAGAUGAUGAACGUGCUCAUGGGCUUCGAGCAAGCCAACCGCUACGUCAUCAUGGACCCGCACGGCAGCCACAUAGGCUACCUAGCCGAGCGGGAUCAUGGCUUUGGCAGUGCAAUGGCCCGGCAGAUGUUCAAGACGCAUCGGAGCUUCACAACGCACGUCUUCGACAGGCACGAGAAGGAAGUCCUGAGGUUCCACAGGCCCUUCAGCUGGAUCAACUCGCGCAUACGGGUAUACGACGCCGUGGGCCAGCAUGGUGGCGCAUAUGCGAGCUCCACACAGCUGCAGGGCACGAGCGCAGCCAGCAUCGUGAACCAGACGAGCGCAAAUGUCUCGAGCUUGCAUCUGGCUGACAUGCGCAUCAUCGGCGCCACAGAGCAGGAAUGGGCACCGCUGAGACGCAAGUACAACUUGUUCCUUGCACGCAACCUCCAAGACGCCGGGCCCGGUACGCCCCAGAUCGCCCCCGGCAACCUCCCUUUUUCCGACUCAAAAGCCAUGGCUGUCGCAGAAGGCGACAACAGGCAAGUUGGUAUGCUUCAGUUCGCCCGUGUAGACGAGCGUUUCUUGUCCUGGGACUUCAGCUUGAUGUCCGAAGACGGCCGUCUGCUGGGAUCCGUAAACCGCAACUUCGGCGGCUUUGCAAGAGAAAUCUUCACAGACACAGGCGUGUAUGCGCUGAGAAUGGACGCUGCUGGUCUUGCUCAGCAUCCUUCACACGUUGCUUCGCAGACUGGGCACGCAGACCAGGGACCAGGCAUGACGCUCGAUCAGCGCGCCGUAAUGCUCGCAACUGCAGUGAGCAUCGAUUUUGACUACUUCAGCCGGCACAGUGGGUCCGGAGGCAUCAUGUGGCCCAUGUGGAUGCCGUGGGUCGGCGGCGGUGGAGAAGCCGCUGGCGGUGCUGCAGCGGGCGGUGCCGCAGCAGGUGAGGUAGGAGCUGCGGGCGCCGGCACCGCUGUGGGAGCAGCCGGUGAAUCUGGUGUACUGGGCGAAGCUGCUGCCGGUGCUCGAGGCCUCGGGGCUGCCGAGGGCGCCGCGACUGGCGCCGCGACCAUGGCUGGUUACGAGGCUAUGCAGAGAGGUCGAGGGUCGCAGUCAGCCGACGACAUGUCGCCGCAGGCGAACGAUCCCUACCAGGCGCCCACAGAUCAGCCACAGGAUGCUGGACAGGGCGAAGGAGACAUCUGGGGGCAGAGUGGCGAUCCUUGGGCGGACCAACGCGGCCAAAACCAGGAGCAGGACUUCUGGGGCGGUGAAAACCAGGGCGGUGAAGGAGGCGGAGAUGAUUCGGACUGGGGCGACUGGUUUUAG